This is a messenger RNA of Epithele typhae, 906 nucleotides long. RefSeq lists its product as uncharacterized. The record is from RefSeq and is a predicted model, not a curated record. The transcript has 4 exons. The coding region runs from base 1 to 906 and encodes 301 amino acids. Lineage: Eukaryota; Fungi; Basidiomycota; Agaricomycetes; Polyporales; Epitheliaceae.
AUGUCUGCCUGCUUCGAGAAAUCCAUUGCCUGGCGCAAUUCCGUAUCCUCCACAGAGUCUGACGAGGUGGACAUCGGCCAACAUUGCGCGGUCACUGGUCUCAACCGAAGCAGAGAGACGGUCCUGCAGCGUGCCUACCUUGUUCCCCCCGAUAUAUCCCGUGAGCGGCUCGACAAGUUAGAGUUCUCGUGGGGCGUUGCGCGCCACUCGUUUGAUGUCCAUGAUCCCAAGAACAUCAUAUCGCUUGAGGCCAGUCUCUGUGCCUUGUUUGGAACAGAUGACAAUGAGCCCACCGGUUGGUUUUUGGUGCCCGCCGAAGCCAAGGGCGAUAUAAACGACUGCUACGACGGCGCCACUGUGUUCAAGUAUCUCCUGGUCGCAUUUCCCUCCAUGCGUGAAUGCUCGUCGGUGAUCAAGUACUCUCCCUCUAAAGAGCAUCUGAAUGAAGACACACAGCGCUUCCAUUACCCUUUCAUCGAUUUCGGCCCCAUAUAUCUCCCUGUUCCCUACCACCACGUCGUCUUCCACACCGGCACGAAGCUUCAGCGGGUAUACCCAAACAGGAUCGAAAGUCUCGAAUAUUUUGAUCCCUAUACCCCCGUAUCGACGAUUCUAAAAACUAUUUGUAACAUUGAAGACAUCUACCAGGAAUGGGAUGGAGCAAUGCCUCCAACCGAAUGGACACCGCGGUCACGUCGCCAUGAUGAACAAAAUGACGCACGUAAGGCCGCCGCACCCUGCCAGGACAACGUUACGCCAACCGGGAGUAUCUACUAUCCACUGGAGCUCGACGACACCAAGGGACGCCACUGGAAUCCUUGGACAGAUGAUGAUAUAGAAGUCAGGUCCAAGUCAGACGUAGACUUCGGGGAUUUGGAUGAUCGCACUGCCGAGGACCUCGAGUAG